This is a messenger RNA of Dermacentor andersoni, 4264 nucleotides long. RefSeq names its product serine/threonine-protein kinase Nek7-like. The record is from RefSeq and is a predicted model, not a curated record. Lineage: Eukaryota; Metazoa; Arthropoda; Arachnida; Ixodida; Ixodidae. Gene Ontology annotation, biological process: protein phosphorylation. Gene Ontology annotation, molecular function: protein kinase activity; ATP binding.
ACGUGGACGGGUGAAAUGGGGUGCAGGGAAAACAUAAGGGAAAAGAAAGAGCUCUUGUAGUAGGCCCAGGGCCUAGGGUAUAAAUUUAUGACGCUUUACGCACAUACAUGUGUGAAGAUCCUCAAAGAGAAAUUUCGGUGCUCUUAAUGGGAAUUUCUACGAAAGUACUAAAUUUUGCCAUGGUGGGACCUAAGAGCUCAAAAAAGUUUUGGAUUUUUUUUAAACCUCCUUGGUUGGAACGGUGCCACAACAUUAUUUUAAUUAUCUGCGGCAAAUGCUCUUCUUUUAUAUAUUUUUUUACUAAAACAUGUAGUCAAGCAUUUUUAUUCUUGAUUUUUACAGAUGCAGCGUGGAAGCGCUAAGCUACCGUGGCAAGAGCUGGCGUGGGUUUUCUGCAUCUUGCAGUUCGAAGACUUCGAGCGCGGCUGAUCCAUCGCAUGCAGCAAUAUAGCGCUGACGCUAUGCGAACAGCACGCGGGUCGCGUCGCCUUUGCAAGCGCAUAAGCUAAAGACGACAGCAGCGAGGACGCCAGGACGCUCUCAGCAGCGGUCCGCAGACGCGCACGAAGAGCGUGCGAGCGCAUGUCGGCGCCCGCAGCACGUGACCAUCCGCUCAGCCAAUCCCAAACAUUCAUAACUGGAUGUGUAACUGUUAACUCUCCUCUGUUGCCUCUAUUCCCUCUGUUUCGCUUUUCUUCUGCCGCUGUUUGCGGGGCGGGCCGGCUACCCAUGUGAAAGCAGAAAGAAGAAGCUGACAAGUUCCGCCGCAGCCGAACGCGACAGGCGAGUCGUUGUUCGGGGCGGUGUGUGCGACGAAUCUGUAACAACUUUGCUUCUGUUCCCUGGUUGAACAGCACGACUUCCAACGUCUGUUUAUCGCAGCUUCGCGCAUCCGAGGCGUUUCGAGAUGGCCCAUGCAGCCGCGGUUGGAUUGCAGCCGUUAGACGCCGGUUUAAAGCGCUGUGGUGGAAGUGGUCCAGCAAACUUCGAGCUCCUCGACGAAAUAGGCACUGGCAGCUUCAGCGUGGUGUACAAAGCUCGAACUAUCCAAGACGGCGCACUUGUGGCUGUUAAGAAAGUUAAGGUGAAAGACAUGCGUGACGAAAAGGCCAAAAAUGACUGCGUGAAGGAAAUAGCCCUUCUUCAGAAGCUAGAUCAUCCACACAUCAUAAAAUAUCACAGCUCCUUCAUUUGGAAUGGGGAACUCAACAUUGUACUUGAGCUAGCAGAUGGUGGUGACCUGGCACAGUUUAUAAAGUGUUUCAGGCAGCAUGGUAAGCUGGUUCCCGAGCCAACCAUCUGGAGGUACUUCUCGCAGGUGUGUGCCGCCCUCAAGCACAUGCACUUGAAGAGGAUAAUGCACAGAGAUGUGAAACCGGCCAACGUGUUCAUCACUAGUGAUGGUAGGGUCAAGCUGGGAGACCUAGGACUGGGACGCUUCUUCAAUCCCAGCAGUGUUGCUGCCAACUCUUUCGUGGGAACACCGUUCUACAUGUCACCUGAACGCAUUCAGGAGCUGGAGUACGACUUUCGUUCAGACGUAUGGUCAGCCGGUUGCCUUCUCUAUGAGAUGGCAGCUCUGCAGUCCCCAUUCGCCAAUGAGACCAAGAACCUUUACUCUCUUGUGAAGAAGGUGGUGGCUAGCGAAUACCCACCUAUUCCAAGUAACCUCUACUCGGAUGAGCUACGUGCCCUGGUUGCCGUCUGCAUGGAUCCAAACCCCAUGAAGCGCCGGGAUAUAAGCUACGCUUGCACUGUGGCCACACAAAUGUACGAGCGCUUCGUACAGGCAUCCGCAUGCAUGGCAAAAGCACUGGCCUCUACGUGACAUGGUGAUCUCACUGACUGGCAGCAGCACAAGUCUUUUGCACUGUACACUCAUGGUUUGAUGUGUAUGAGUACACAAUAAGCUUGUCAAUGGAAUUUUCUUUAUUGACUGGAAUCAGAAAGGGCACAGUGAAUGGAAGAUGACGUGCUGAAGAAUGUUUCAUUGCUGUCUUUGUGAUAAAAUGUGUUAUGGCUAGAAGCUGGAUCUUUAGCCACUAAGAAACGACUGCAGUGCCUUGCAGCAUGGUGCUGUAAGGGUGACUGUUGCUUCUGAAAAUAUGCAAGAGAACACUGACUGGUGAUGUCUUGGUACACCAUUUUUCAGAUAUCCAGGAACUGCAUUAAGAUACAAUGAAGGAUAAGUUUUCUUGCAUGAAACAUCUUUAGUAGAAAGUACGAGCCAUCACAUGCAGGGCACAUUGUGGAUCUCUGUUGUACAGCAUCCAGUGCUGUUUCAUUUUAGUAAAGACGACCUUCACUUGGUCAGCCACUGAAGCUAGUACCCUUCAUACAAACCAAGGCAAUGCAUGGGAAAAGUAGAUUCAACUAGAUAAGAUUAUACUGAAGCUAUGAAAAAGCAGUGUUUUCUUGCAGCCUGGGCACGUAGAUGAAACACACAUUGAGCCUACAUGGUUAAGCGUCGCAGUUCAAGGCAACACACUUAGCCACAACAAAAUUGUUUUUUGCAGCUUCAUCCAUUUUGUUUGCUGAACAAAUGGUUCUGCACUCUUCUUUAUUUUUUUUCCUGGCCAUAUCUAAGGUGCUAUUGGGUUGAUAAGGUUUAAUGCUUUGCGCUAUACCAUGUCACUUUCCUGACUACAGAAUUCUGCUUUGUUAGUCUAAAAUUGCACCAUGCCAUUUUGAAGCUUAUGUUUAAACAGCUGCUCAAGGGCUGCUUUACACAAAUGUGGCAGACGCUGAUGAAACUGUCAAGUGUUGUUCUUAAAAGCAAAUUGUGUAGCACUGAGUACUGUUGUGAAAAUGUGAAACUGCUGGCAGCUUGGUUUUGCUAUUGGUUAUAUUGGAAAUACUUUUGCUUUAGCAUUGUCUGAACUUUCUGAGAUGUCAUUUUUCAGUUGUAUGAGCUGUGGAUCUUAUUCACUGUGCCCUUGUUCAGUCUGGUGCUAGCAUUCCUAGUCACUCUAAUAAGGAACAGCUUCUACAUAGUUGACUCCCUAAGCACAUUUAAUUAGGUCAGGGGGUGUUGCACCAUGCACUAAAACAGUCUACACCUGCUGAAGUGGUGUUGCACUGGAGCAGUUGUUGCAAAUUCGUAGUAAUAAACUGAGUGGUGAGGGCUGGUGAGAAAAGUGCAUUGAGCACUGAUACAGAAUAAGCAUGGGUCUUUUGGAGACCACCUCUCACAAAGAGGUUCAUCUUGUGCAUAGAUUUGUUUGAGGGGAGAAAUUCAGAAACGAUAGAUGCCAUGACCACCAUUUGUAUUGCUUGUAAUUUUUUAGCAGUGCAUGUCUCUUGUAUUUGGCCACAUUUCAGAGCCAGCAAGUUCUCUGCGAUUAGGAGUAAGCUACGCUUGAUGGCUACAUGAGAAAUGUUGAGUGAAAGUGUUUCAAAAAUAGACAGAAGGCAGGUGUCUUCAAGCCUCAUGUAGCUAAGGAACAAUGGAAAAGGAAAUGGCACCAUGUCAUGACUGCAAGUUAAGCUUGCAAAAUGUGUUUCAUGUUGACACUGAGUCCCUUUCAGUGAACCUUGUUGUGUUGAGCAUCAAGGAAUCAUGCAAGACCUUCGUUUUAGUGUAUACAUUUGGCACUAGUUUGCACUAGUGACACUAGGUUGCAUUGCAAGUUAAUGUCGAAAAGUGUUAAUUUCUGAUGGUGUUGCUACCAGCAUAGUGAUGGUUGUGAUCCCCAGUAUUAACAUAUGACAGUCUAAUGCUAAUACGACAAGGUCACUUGGUGGCAGGAAAUGUCACAUCAGUGCCUAGUUUUAAAAAAAAGAUAUGUAUCACUGCACAACAACAAACAUGCUACAGCUGGCAGUUUCAGUGCAUGCUUGCAACACCACCCAAAUAGUAUAUGAAAGUGUUUAUUUGCAUUUGCUGCAGGGGCCAUGCCCUGCAGAUUUGUUACAAUGGCAUGGUCACAUUUGUACUUGUGAUGAACUGAAUGCAUUUGCCACCUGCCAGCCAAAUACCAGAUGAUGAUUAUUUGCUCAAGUCGACUGUUAUGAUAUUGUGCCGUGAAUUUAUGUUGUGUAUGAUAUAUUAAUGCAAGCUAGAUUGAAGGGGCCUUUAAAUAGCACAUAUAUUUUUUGAAGUAUACAUUUUUUCGUGCGCACAUGUUGAUUGUGUAUCUUUAAGGAGGCUGUACCUGCUUGAGGAAGUCACAGGAGCAUGUAGAACUGUUCAGCAGCUUUUUCUCGACAGUGACAUUAUAGAAUAUAUUUUCUGGAAGUUUACGAAUAAAGUGUUUUACAUACA